Molecule: messenger RNA, 1830 nt
Organism: Trichoplusia ni (cabbage looper)
Lineage: Eukaryota; Metazoa; Arthropoda; Insecta; Lepidoptera; Noctuidae
Exons: 2
Coding region: 389-1771 (460 amino acids)
Source: RefSeq, a predicted model, not a curated record
AUUGAAAUUUGAAACAUUUCAAAGGUUGAAGAUAACUAAAACAAAUUGUGUAGUAGUUAUAAAAGUCUUUAAUUGGAAGUUAGUAAUCUUUUGGGUAUUUGACUUCACUUCAUGUAAGUCCCUUAAUAAUUUGCUCGAAACAAGAUUCCUACCUAAAAAAAGUACAUACUUAAGGUAACCUACUCUUUGUGCGUGCACGGUGCACCUGUGUUAUUUUAUAUUACUAUAGCCUAAUGCUACAUAAUUAGUUAACUUAGUUUUUACAGAUAUCUGAUAAUUAUACGUUAUAUUCAUAGUAUCCAUGUGUGUUGCUGAAAAUACAAUGAAACUAAUAAAUCUAUAUUUGUAUUCAGAAUACUUCCAACUGUUUAAUGAAAAUUAAACUAUAAUGUAUUGCUUUAUGAUAACUUGUACACCAAAUAAUAAUUGGUUUCUCUAUUUCAGUUUUGUAAUGGAGUUCUUUAGGCGUUUAUUUCCACAGACGGUAAAGAUACCUUUAGUUCAAAUAAAAGAUAAAUCGACUGAAUUAUCAAUUGCACAACCUUCUCAAAGUAAUGCUAAUUUAAUUGAACUUGAUACGAGCAACAAUGAUUUUUCAAUUACUGAUACCUUACAAUUCGAUAAAACCUCAAACCAAACUAUAUUAGAUAUUACGCAGACAAAUGUAACGUCUACAGAAGCCUGUUGUAACAGUGCUGAUAAGCCCAAAACCAUGAAAGAAUUGAUUGAUGUAACGAUUAAUGAAGCGAUUAUGAACGAAACGGAUGAAAAUGAUACUUUUAUAAAAGUUGUAACGUGUGAUGAUCGUAUUUACAACAGAAGCAAUGAAGCUAUGGAAGUAAAAGAUAAUGUAACAUGCUUAGAUCCGAAAGACUCCGUCUCAAAAACACCCGCACAAGAUAAAAGCGAUGAAACUCAAAAAAGUCUUGGAGACACAUGCAAGGAAAUUGGGAAAACAUGCAUGGGAGAUAAUUGUGGACAGGAAAUAAUAGAUUUGGAUGAAUUUCAAGAAUUUAUGGGACUUGGCGAUGAAGAGACAGAAAAGAGUAAUCUAAAAAAUGAAAAUAUGGAAGUUUUUGGGGAAAUUAAUGUUUUGAAUAAUUCUCAACUGCUUGCUCUCGAAAAUGUAGAAGUUAUUUCAAUAAUUUCAUCCACUGAUGAAGCGAAAAGUCAAAUUAAUAGCCAAAACUUUAUCUCAAUAAGUUCAGAAAAUAAUUCCCACCUUGAUGAUUACAACUCCUCAGAUUUUGAAUUUAUCACCGAGGAAGAAGCUAACAUGGAUGGAUUUAUAAUAAACAUUAAUUUACCGAGUCAAGAUUCUGAUAACUCUUCAACAUCAAGUUCGGAACCACUCAGCAAUUAUAUCUUGCGCAAAAAAGAUCUUAAUUCCAAAGAGGUUGAUGCUCAAAAUGAGUUUAUAGAUUCUCUGCCAGGUCCUAGUGGACUGAAUAAUCAAAAACAUGAAUUUGAAGAUAGGAGCUACAGAAACAAACAUGUUUUGCCCGAAGGGGACCAGUAUUUGGACCUUUUCCGAGGCAUUUACAAUCCUUUUUUGCCAGUAUGUGAGAUAUUUUUUUUGGAAAAUAAAUCUGUUAGGGCUUCGGCUAUGAAUGUCCAGUAUGAGGGUAUUGGAUUUGAUAAACAGCUUAUGCAUAAGAAAUAUAAACCUGACAGUUCUGAAGAUGAAUUUGAAGAUGAGGCUAAGAAAUGUGCUCAAAAGAUACUGAACAUGUAUCCCAGUGAAAACAGAAAGAGAAGGCGACGAUUCUAAACAACUCUUUUAUCUUAGUGUAGUUAAUAAGUAUUGAUUUAUUAUACUCUCAGCUCAAG